Naegleria fowleri is the source of this 2727-nucleotide messenger RNA. RefSeq lists its product as uncharacterized. NCBI's taxonomy places the organism in Eukaryota, Heterolobosea, Eutetramitea, Acrasida, Naegleriidae. The record is from RefSeq and is a predicted model, not a curated record. The transcript has 4 exons. Gene Ontology annotation, molecular function: protein binding. The coding region runs from base 1 to 2727 and encodes 908 amino acids.
AUGAUGAUCACCACUACUACAACAACCACUCCUUCUUCCACAACAACACCCAAAACGCCAUCAUCAACCACUUCAGAAGAGGACCAGCAUCAUCAUCAUCACUCCUCCUCAUCAUCACUGAAUCACGCUCUUCCUUCCUUCUUACUGAGUGGUGCGGAAUCCUCUGAUGCUACCAACACCACCAAUUCGACACUGUCAACAACAAGUGGAUCUCAACUUCCAAAACCCAACAACAACAACAACUCUCACCUCCUUUUCAAUUCGGUGGAGCCUUCUCCCACUCUCUCUCCUCGAAUUCCACAACAACAACAAGGAGGAGCAUCAUCAUCCACAAGUACAGCAUUGUAUACAACCAUUCAUCCUCAACUGACAGCUGGAAGUGCAGGAGGAGGAGCAUCUUCUGCUUCUUCUUCCUCGUCUUCUCUCUCCAAUUAUCAAGGACAACUCGAUUCACCUUCAUCAUCACCUCAUCUUCUCUUUGCACAAUCUUCUUUAUUGAAUCAUGAAGAAUUGGAGAAUCUUCUUCGUCCUUCUUCCUUCGGGCGACGUGUUGGUGGCGAUUUGAACGAAUUAUUUUCCAAGUCGGCUCCUUCGUUAAAUCCAACUUCGACAAGUGAUAGUAGUUUUUUUCAAUUAGAAAGUAAUACCAGUAUGCUUCUCUCCAUUGGAUCCAAAGUCUCUGAAGUGACAUCAGGACAAUCAGUUUCGAAAAAGUCACCCAAAUCACCCAAAUCUCCAAGCAAGCAUCAAAAUAUAGAUUAUGUCAUUCAACCUUUACAUUCUAAGACUGUCAUGAACAAUCAUUCUUCGAACACAACUCCAAAACAUUCUCCAUUUGUGUCGUCACAAUCAUCAUUUAAAACUCCAGAGGUGUAUCCACCCAAUAUCUCGAUGAGUGGUGGUAUUGAGACAACGAGUAGUCCACAUCUUUCUCGUGCCACAAUUACAUCAUCAUCGGGAGAGGAGGAUCAUCUGAUUGAGGAAUUAUUUCAUCACAACGGAUUGAAUUCGAAUCAAGUAUUAGUGACGAUGACAGGAAGUGGUGGCGGUCGACUCAGAAGUAAAUCUUCAUUGACACCCUAUUCUCCUUCUUUAACAAUGGAAGGAAAUUCAUUGAAUCUCAUGACACCUACCAAGUUGGCAUUUCUGAGAAAUGCAACGAAUGGAUCAAUGAAAGGAACCUCUCCAUUGCAGCAAAAUUCACAACAAUAUAUGGAAAGCCCUGGUGGUGUGAGUGUAGAAACUGUAAUUUCAGGCAAAACGGUUGAUUCUCCUAAUAAUGCAUCGAGUUCAAGUUUGAAAGGUUCUAAUCAAUUAAGAGACAGUUUAACACAAAGUUUGAAACGAAAAUAUUCAAGAGCUGGAUCUAAAUUAAAAUUGUCAAGAUCUGCUCUUGAUGAAAGAAGACUCUCUUUGAGUUUAGAGGCACUUGGAAGUGUAUUGGAGCAUAAUGGAGUGUUAAUUACGGAAGCAUCGAUGCGAGGCUCCGAAUUGUUACAAGCAGUCCUUCAUAUUCAGUCCAUGAAAGAAAUUGACGUUCCAAAAUCAACACAACCCACACAAGAAAAGGAGUCUGAUUUAGAAUUGGAAAGAAAAAAGAAUGUUUUGCGUGAAAUUCUCAAACAAUGUGACAAAAUGCAAUGCAACUCUAAAUUAUAUACUGCAUGUAAAGAGAAUGAUGUUCUCACAGCAACUUUAAUUUUGGAGGAAUUUAUUUCAAAUUGUGACUUGAAUUUUAGAAAUGGACAAGAUAUGGACAAGAGUUUCUUACAUAUUUGUGCUAAAGAUAAUCAUACAGAAAUUUUGGAAUUAUUACUUGAAUGUGGUGCAGAUCCUAAUGUGAAGGAUAAAAUUUCUAGGACUCCUCUUCAUGUGGCCUGUGCUGCUGGUUCUCAUUUUGCAAUGGUCUUGUUAUUGGGCCAUGAAGCAAUGCCAAAUGUAAGAGAUGAAUAUGGAUUUUCACCUCUUAGUCUCGCCUUAAAACAACACUAUUUUGACAUGGCGAAAGAUUUACUCUUGUUUGGUGCAGAUGUGAAUUUGAAACAAUUUGAUGGAAGCACUCUUUUACACGACUUUUUUGGUAAUGGUGAUCUCGAUGUGGUAAAAUUUCUAGUGAGCGAUCUUCCUGAUUCUCACACCUUGUUGACUAUGGUCAGAAAUGAACAUGGUUGGUCAGCACUUUUCUGUGCUAUCCAAAAUUCUCAAAUUGAUGUCAUUCGAUACCUUCUCAAUUCAAAAUAUCAAGCUCAAAUAUUUUCAUCACUUUCAAACUCCUCUAACAGUGGAGAAAAUGUGUUUCACAUUGUAGCACGAAGUGGUGAUGUGGACAUGCUUUCAGAAUUAAUUAAUAUUUUCAAUGAAAGGGAAUCUCAAGAACACAAAAUGCUUCUUCAACAGACCAUGAGUAAUGUUCCCAAUUACAUGAAGAAUAUUGCAGUAAUGGUUCGAGAAUUGUUAAAACUGACAACGACAAGUAGUUCAUCUGGUGAGUUAGUUGACAAGAAAAAGAAAUUGUACAGAGCAGUCGAGGUGAAUGUUAUGGAUAAGAAGGGAAACACACCACUUCACUAUUGUUUAUUCGAUAUGAAGGAGAAGAUGGAUUUCACUUCUUCGGCAAUUCUGACAUUCCUCAUUUCCUGCAAAAAUUGUAAAGUGGAUGUUAAGAAUGAGAAAGGAGUUACGGUAAAAUCUCUCGCAAAGCAAUACGGUGUCAUGUUAAAGGAAUAG